AUGGCGUCCUUCCCCGCCGUGUGUAAGACUGCGGGAGCAGCGGAGGAGGAGAGCGGCGAGCUGGAGUCUCUGCAGCAGAUGCUAAAGGCCAUCACCGACGAACGCAACCGACUGAACGCCCGACAGGAGCUCAGCGGCAUCGGUUGUUUUAAGGAUGACCGGAUCGUGUUCUGGACCUGGAUGUUUUCCACCUAUUUCAUGGAGAAGUGGACUCCUCGGCAGGAUGACAUGCUGUUCUACGUUCGCAGAAAGCUCUCCUACGUCAGCGCAGACAACACCGAGGGCAAGAAGGUGGAGGUGGAGGUUUACAGAAGGGACUCCAAGAAGCUGCCCGGUCUCGGAGACCCGGACAUCGACUGGGAGGAGAGCGUCUACUUGAAUCUCAUCCUGCAGAAGUUGGACUACAUAGUGACGUGUGCCGUCUGCACGCGCUCAGAUGCAGGAGACAUCCACAUCCACAAGAAGAAAUGUCAGGAAGUGUUCGCGUCUCCCAGCAAACACGCCAUGGACAGCAAAGGGGAGGAGUCUAAGAUGAGCUACCCGAACAUCUUCUUCAUGAUUGACAGCUUUGAGGAGGUGUUCAGUGACAUGACAGUGGGUGAGGGCGAGAUGGUUUGUGUGGAACUGGUGGCCAGCGACAAAAGCAACACGUUCCAGGGCGUCAUCUUCCAGGGCUCCAUCCGCUACGAGGCGCUCAAGAAGGUCUACGACAACCGGGUGAGCGUCGCCGCUAAAAUGGCUCAGCGGAUGUCGUUUGGCUUCUACAAGUACAACAACAUGGAGUUCGUGAGGAUGAAGGGGCCGCAGGGCAAAGGUCAUGCUGAGAUGGCCGUCAGCAGGGUGCCGACGGGCGACACCUCCCCGUGUAACACGGAGGAGGACCAGGUCUCACCCAUGCACGAGAGGGUGACGUCGUUCAGCACACCUCCAACGCCAGAGAGGAACCGACCCUCGUUCUUCUCGCCAUCUCUGCGCCGCAAGAUUCCGCGUAACCGAAUUGCAGAAAUGAAGAAGUCUCACUCUGCCAACGACAGCGAGGAAUUCCUCAGGGAGGAUGACGACGAAGAUCUUCACACGACCACAAACCUUCGAUCUCGCUCUCUUUCGGGGACGGGACGCUCGCUGGUCGGCUCGUGGCUCAAACUGAACCGCACUGAUGAUUACUUCCUGCUCUACGCCCACCUGACCUACAUCACCCUGCCACUCCACCGCAUCACCACAGAUAUCCUGGAGGUGCGGCAGAAGCCCAUACUGAUGACAUAGCAGAGCUCCGCCCACUCCAUGUCACAAACAAGUGCCUCCCUGCAUCAGGCCACCGAGACAACAGCACCACCUGGUGUUCAGUCAAAACGACCAAACAUCGCCAGAGGAGAGGACUGAAAUCACAGACAAACCAGCUGCCCGAGAAGUGCCUCUUCUUCUUUUCUGUUCCCACUGUGUCACGGGCCGAGCGGGUGAAAAGGUGUCUCCAUGGAAGCGGCACAUAUGAGCAGUCAAUAUUAUGUAAAUAUUAUGCUGCGGAGAAGAAAAGAUUCAGCUUUUUUUUUUUUUUUUUUUUUUUAAAUACGAGGCAACGAUGAUUGCGUAAAAACGAAGCAGUUGGAUCACUUCAGGUCAAAUCCAUCUAAAAAAUGUACAGGUUGGUAUUUCUGUUUUUCAUACUAUCACUUCAUUUGUAAAGUUUCAAAUAAAUGUGUAUCACAUUUUCA
Molecule: messenger RNA, 1709 nt
Organism: Thalassophryne amazonica
Lineage: Eukaryota; Metazoa; Chordata; Actinopteri; Batrachoidiformes; Batrachoididae
Product: KIAA0930 ortholog
Exons: 10
Coding region: 1-1263 (420 amino acids)
Source: RefSeq, a predicted model, not a curated record